CAUUUUGUUUAUUGUCCCUGAGCGUGGACUCGUGGAGCAGAACAAGGAACAAACAUAGUAUUUUAUUGUAAUUAGAUUAGCGCAAGAAUCGUGAAAAUGUGUUUUUAUUAAUAUCGCAGUUGACAAAAUCAUAUUGCUGAUAACAUGACGCAAUAUUUACCACCGAAUUUGUUGGCUUUGUUUGCUCCACGCGAUCCAAUCCCGUAUUUGCCACCGGCGUCAAAGCUCCCCCAUGAAAAGAAAAAUUGCGGAUAUUUGGGCGUCGGAUCGUUUCUCAAAUUCUUUGAGGAUCCGAAGGACACUCCACCUCCUUUGCGGGUUGAAACUCGAGAAGAGCGUCUUGAAAGACGAAAACGUGAACGUGCUGAGCAGACAGCUUACAAGUUAGAACAAGAAAUCGCUGUUUGGGAUCCUGCGGGGAAUCCAGCUGUGACUGCUGAUCCUUUUAAAACUCUCUUCAUUGCUCGUAUCAACUAUGACACCUCGGAGUCAAAACUCCGUAAAGAAUUUGGAGUUUACGGAACAGUGAAAAAGAUUGUGGUAAUUCACAAUACGAUCAAUGGAAAGCCCAGAGGAUACGCUUUUAUUGAGUAUGAACACGAAAGGGACAUGCACUCGUGGUGGCCGCUGCCGGCAACUAGUGCCGUUCGCUAUUCCAUGCAAUCCCUGAACCUGCCUGAUAUGAUAGCUGCAUACAAGCAUGCUGAUGGCAAAAAAAUAGGUGGACGACGAGUCUUAGUGGAUGUCGAACGCGCACGGACAGUGAAAGGGUGGCUUCCCAGGAGAUUAGGAGGAGGCCUUGGAGGUACAAGAAGAGGAGGUCCCGAGGUAAAUAUUAAACAUUCGGGCAGGGAAGACAACGAGAGGGAACGAGAGCGUUAUCGUCUGGAAAGGGAACGGGAAGCCACUGGCCGUUUCGACAGAGACAGGGAACGUGAUCGUGGUGGUGUGGAUAGGGAAAGGCGACGAUCUCGGGAAAGAAAGCGAAGAAGCAGGACUAGAUCUCGAGAUCGGAAGAAGAGGCGCAGUCGGGAAAGAGGAAUUGAUCCUGAUAUUGAGGAAAUCGAGCGUCCUCCUCGGGAGCGGCGAGAGAGAGGAGAAAGAGGCGAGAGAGAUCGGGACCGUGAGCGCAAAAGAAGACGAUCAAGGAGUACUGAGAGGGAUCGGGACAGGGAAAGGAAAAGGGACAAACGUGAUGGUGAUCGCGAGCACCGAAACAGGAAAGAGCGUAGCGAGCGUCCGGAUGAAGAUGUCAAAGUUCUCAUCAAGGAAGAACCGCUUGACGAUUAUCCCGAGUACGACAACAAUUAUUCGAACCCAGCUUAUUUUAAUGAUGUGAAGUAUGAAAACGAUGAAGAAGAGGAGAAAUAUAGAAUUCCUGAUAGGAGUAUGUAUGACGCGCUGGAAUCUUCAUGAUAAAUUAUUCAAAUAAUUAUUAAUUAACAUUGUGUACAUUAAAAAUAAAAUUACGUGGAUUUCAAAAUGCAA
Belonocnema kinseyi is the source of this 1488-nucleotide messenger RNA. RefSeq names its product U1 small nuclear ribonucleoprotein 70 kDa-like. The record is from RefSeq and is a predicted model, not a curated record. Gene Ontology annotation, molecular function: U1 snRNA binding; mRNA binding. Gene Ontology annotation, cellular component: U1 snRNP; precatalytic spliceosome; U2-type prespliceosome. Gene Ontology annotation, biological process: mRNA splicing, via spliceosome. NCBI's taxonomy places the organism in Eukaryota, Metazoa, Arthropoda, Insecta, Hymenoptera, Cynipidae.